Molecule: messenger RNA, 1074 nt
Organism: Amorphotheca resinae ATCC 22711
Lineage: Eukaryota; Fungi; Ascomycota; Leotiomycetes; Helotiales; Amorphothecaceae
Exons: 3
Coding region: 1-1074 (357 amino acids)
Molecular function (GO): hydrolase activity
Source: RefSeq, a predicted model, not a curated record
AUGGGCGAAGCCGCACCUCUAGUAAAUGCUCUCCAUCCUUCCGUGGUAGACAGAAUAGAUCCGCAGUUCGCUGAGAUCUACAACAAAUACCAAGCCCCCCGCCUCCGCGCCGACCAAGUCACCUACGAAGAAUACAACGCCGACCGCUCCAAAUACACCUUCGACAUCGUGCCCGGCCCCUACCCAGAAGUCGGCCGCGUGCAAAUCUACCAGAUUCCCGUCACCGAGCCGGCCGGCUCCAUCGCCGUGCAAGUUUUCUGGCCCAGCGAAGCCGCCAUCGCCAAGGGCGGGUUCGCGACCAAGGACGGCAAGCUGCCGGCCCAUGUGGAUUACCACGGUGGCGGUUUCGUGAUCGGGAGUUUGAAAUCCGACGAGUCGUGGUGCAGACAAGCAUGCGAAGCCGUGGGCUGCAUCGUGCUGAACGUGGACUAUCGUCUCGCUCCCGAAUUCCCGCAUCCAGUUCCCCUGAUGGAUUCAUGGGCCGCUCUAAAAUGGGCAUUCGCGAAUGCCGAUGAGUUGGGGAUUGAUACCUCGCGGAUCUCGGUGGGUGGUUUGUCGGCCGGCGGACAGAUCUCAGCUGCGCUUUCGAUCAUGGCGAGGGAUGACCCUAGUUUACCGCCGCUCGUGCUUCAGAUCUUGAUCGUGCCGUGCGUGGACACAAGGUUCAUUCCUCUGGAGGGAUCGUGCGAUCCGAGCGUGCCCUAUGAAAGCUAUAUCAAGAACGAGUUCGCGCCUUGCUUGCCGCUGAACCGCUUGCGCUGGUUCUAUAGGUUAUGGUUGGGCACUGAUAUGGAGCGCCGUCAAAAACUCGCCGCAGACUUCAAAGCCUCCCCCAUCCUCGCCGCCUCCCACGCCAAUCUCGCCCCCGCCUCCCUCCACAUCGCAGGCGUAGACACGCUCACCUCGGAAGGAAUCGCAUACCACGAAGUUCUGACCAAGGCCGGGACCCCCAGCACCCUGAAGAUCUAUGAGGGAUGCGGUCAUCCGUUCGGUCAUUGGGAUGGGGAAUUGGAGAAGGCGAAGGAGUUUGUGCAGGAUACUUUUGUGGCUAUGAGGAAGGCUUAUGCGGUUUGA